This is a messenger RNA of Cryptococcus wingfieldii CBS 7118, 411 nucleotides long. RefSeq lists its product as hypothetical. NCBI's taxonomy places the organism in Eukaryota, Fungi, Basidiomycota, Tremellomycetes, Tremellales, Cryptococcaceae. The record is from RefSeq and is a predicted model, not a curated record. The transcript is spliced from 2 exons. Bases 1 to 411 code for a protein of 136 amino acids.
AUGAGGAGCGUCGAGUACCCCCACCGUGGGAGUAAGGCUUGCGUCGAUUUGGUGCCCGCGGAGUUCCAGGAAGGUGCGAGUCAGACCCGCGAUAUCAUCACUUAUUGCGUGGAGGAUAUGAAGUACUGGACGGACUUUGACUCGGACGACCUUGAUGAGCACGAAACAAAUGCGAGGAACCCAAUGGAUAUUGUCUUUACCAACAUUGGCACCACUAUCUUCCCCGACGGCACCCUCGUCCAUCUGCCAUCCGACCUCAAACAGGCUGUCCUUGAGAAACUCCAGCGGAAGGUCAGGCAUGAGGUACGGGCGAAGUUGCUGGCAUCGGCGCCAAGCCAAGUCUGGGCAGCGGAUAGGAUCCAUCUUCGGGGCCAUGAGGAGUGUGAAUUCUGUCCCGAGGUCUCCCACUAG